Messenger RNA from Procambarus clarkii (red swamp crayfish), 630 nucleotides. The record is from RefSeq and is a predicted model, not a curated record. NCBI's taxonomy places the organism in Eukaryota, Metazoa, Arthropoda, Malacostraca, Decapoda, Cambaridae.
AUGAUUGACACAUCCAAGAUUCUGGUGAUUGACAAGCGCCUACCUGUACCCACCUGCUGGCGCCUCUUACACCCACUGACACCUCCACCCACUGAGGAACCUCCACCCACUGAGGCACCUCCACCCACUGAGGCACCUCCACCCACUGAGGCACCUCCACCCACUGAGGCACCUCCACCCACUGACACACCUCCACCCACUGACGCACCUCCACCCACUGAGGCACCGCCACCCACUGAGGCACCGCCACCCACUGACGCACCUCCACCCACUGACGCACCUCCACCCACUGACGCACCUCCACCCACUGAGGCACCUCCACCCACUGAGGCACCUCCACCCACUGAGGCACCUCCACCCACUGAGGCACCUCCACCCACUGAGGCACCGCCACCCACUGAGGCACCUCCACCCACUGAGGCACCUCCACCCACUGAGGCACCUCCACCCACUGAGGCACCUCCACCCACUGAGGCACCGCCACCCACUGAGGCACCUCCACCCACUGACGCACCUCCACCCACUGACGCACCUCCACCCACUGAGGCACCUCCACCCACUGACACACCUCCACCCACUACACCUGUGGUGGUGUCAUUAGGACGGCGUAGACCUAGCUGCCUGGUCUGA